AUGAUACAAUGGCAGCAUGGAGUUACGGGUUCUAUGAACCAAAUGUGUUGCUUAUUGUGCUAUGCGGAUAUAGAGACACAUGACCAUCUAUUCUUUCAAUGUAAUUAUUCGAGAUCAGUGUGGCAUGGUGUGCGGAACAAAGUUGACAUGAACUCGGUUCAGGAAUCGUGGGAUGAGAUCUCGAGUUGGCUGGUUCAGAGAGCAAAGUCCAAAGCUAUUUAUGCGGUGGGUAGCAGAUUGCUUGUUGCAGCGGCGGCUUAUACCAUUUGGAAUGAAAGGAACUCGAGAUUCUUUAGUAACAAGUUGAGGCCUCUGGAGAAGAUUGUUGAGAUUAUUAUAAACAUGGUGAGAACGAAAUUAAUAUCCUUCAAGUACAAGCAAACAUCCAAUGUUAAGCGCUUUUUGGAGGAGUGGAAGCUGAACAAGGAAGACCUUCUUGAAGAUUGA
Molecule: messenger RNA, 447 nt
Organism: Helianthus annuus (common sunflower)
Lineage: Eukaryota; Viridiplantae; Streptophyta; Magnoliopsida; Asterales; Asteraceae
Exons: 1
Coding region: 1-447 (148 amino acids)
Source: RefSeq, a predicted model, not a curated record